Messenger RNA from Candoia aspera, 2531 nucleotides. Its product is annotated as vacuolar protein sorting-associated protein 33B-like. Lineage: Eukaryota; Metazoa; Chordata; Lepidosauria; Squamata; Candoiidae. The record is from RefSeq and is a predicted model, not a curated record. Gene Ontology annotation, cellular component: CORVET complex; lysosome. Bases 22 to 2037 code for a protein of 671 amino acids. Gene Ontology annotation, biological process: intracellular protein transport; vesicle-mediated transport. The transcript is spliced from 25 exons. Gene Ontology annotation, molecular function: guanosine-3',5'-bis(diphosphate) 3'-diphosphatase activity.
CUCCCGGCGGGCCCCGAGGCCAUGAACGGCUGCGAGGCGGCGCGGCUGUUAGACGCCGUCGACUUCGCGGCCCGGAAGCACGCGGCGCAGCGGCGCAAAGACCCGGAGGGCACGCCGUACAUCAACCACCCCAUCGGCGUGGCCCAGAUCCUGGCGCAGGAGGCCGGCGUGACGGACGUGGCGGUGCUGCAGGCCGCGCUGCUGCACGACACGGUGGAGGACACGGACGCCACCUUCGCGGAGAUCGAGCAGCGCUUCGGGGAGGAGGUGCGGCGCAUCGUGGAGCAGCUGCCCGGAAAGAAGGACCUCUUCCUGGAGGCCGACCUGAUGAGCCCGCUUGACCGCAUAGCCAACGUCUCCAUCCUGAAGCAGCACGACGUGGACAAGCUCUACAAGCUGGAGAAGAAGCCGGCACGCAGCUCCAGCGACCAGUUGUGCUUCCUGCUCCGUCCGCGCCUUGAGAGCGUUAGGCUGGUGGCGGAGCUGGUCAACGCUGACAAGGCAGCAGGUCGGGUGCGCAAGUACAAGAUUAUCUUCAGCCCCCAGAAGUUCUACAUGUGUGAGCUGGUGUUGGAGGAAGAAGGGAUUUAUGGUGAUGUGACCUGGGAUGAGUGGUCCUUCUCGCUUCUCCCUGUGGAUGAUGACAUCAUCAGCAUGGAGCUGCCCGAGUUCUUCCGUGAUUAUUUUCUGGAAGGGGACCAGCGGUGGAUCAGCACAGUGGCCCAGGCUUUGCAGCUGAUGAACUCUCUUUUUGGCCCAUUCGCCAAGACAUAUGGAAUUGGACGGUGUGCUAAGAUGGUCCACGAGCUUUGGCGUGAAAUAGUGGAAGAGAGCGAGGUUGACAGCAUGAGCCGGAAGCCAGAGAUUGGCCACAUCUUUCUCAUAGACAGAGAUGUGGAUUAUGUCACGGCCCUUUGCUCUCAAGUAGUCUACGAAGGCCUGGUGGAUGAUACCUUCCGCAUAAAAUGUGGAAGUGUGGAUUUUGGUCCAGAUGUUACCUCCUCUGACCGAAGCAUUAAAGUCCUGCUGAAUUCCCAGGACAAGGUAUUCAGCAAAAUCCGCGAUGAGCACUUUUCCAAUGUCUUUGGUCUCCUGAGUCAGAAGGCACGGAACCUGCAGGCCCAGUAUGAUCGACGGCGUGGGAUGGAUAUUAAGCAGAUGAAGAAUUUUGUCUCCCAGGAACUAAAGGGCUUGAAGCAGGAACAUCGUCUGCUGAGCCUCCAUAUUGGGGCCUGUGAGUCCAUCAUGAAGAAAAAAACCAGACAAGAUUUCCAGGAACUGUUGAAGACGGAACAUGCCCUUCUGGAAGGGUUUGAAGUCCGGGAGAGCAUCAGCUUCAUUGAGGAGCACAUCGACCGGCAGGUCGCCCCAGUCGAGAGCCUCAGGAUGCUUUGCCUGCUGUCAGUCACAGAGAACGGCCUUGCGUCCAAGGACUACCGCUCCUUGAAGACCCAGUACCUGCAGAGUUACGGACCAGAGCACCUGCUGACCUUCCACAACCUGAAGCAUUUGGGGCUGUUGACGGAGCAAGUGUCCGGUGAAACUCUGACAGCUGUGGAGAACAAAGUCAGCAAGCUGGUGACCGACCGAGCUGCAGAGAAGCUCUCGGAUGCCUUCAGCUCACUGGCCAGGAAGAACAAUUUCCGAGCUGUAAGCAAGAAACUGGGCUUGAUCCCACGUGGGGCCGGAGAGUAUGACCUGAAAGUGCCCCAGGACAUGGCCUAUGUGUUCAGCGGUGCCUACGUCCCCCUCAGCUGCAAGAUAAUGGAACAGGUGCUGGAGCGCAAGGGCUGGCUAGGCCUGGAAGAGGUGGCGAGGCUGCUUGGGGGCCAUGAGUUCGUCACAGCUGCAGAAGAACCUCGGGCAUCAGCCUCCCAGCAAGUCAUCCUGGCAGUCUUCCUAGGGGGCUGCACCUUCUCUGAGAUCUCUGCUCUCCGCUUCCUCGGCAGAGAAAGAGGGCUCCGGUUCAUAAUCCUGACAACAGCCAUCACCAAUAGUGCUCGCCUGCUGGAGUCCACCAUGGAGAUCAGGAUGUGACCGCCUCCGAGGCAAACCAGAGGCGAUGGGAUGCUCGAAAGGGCCUCGGGGCCUGCCCCGCCAGGGAGAGUCAGUGUUCCCACCAGCUGGAGGAUCACUGUCUUUUACCAUCCGGGGAGCAAGAAGAGCCUGGGAGACAGCCCCUUCCCCUUCUGGCCUUUCGCUGCGGGCCGCUGGGAUCUCUCUGCUUUGAACUUCGGAAAUGGGGGCUCCCCUUCGGAGGGGAAGCGUCUGGUGAGGCAGAGAAGGGUGUAGCAGCAGAAGAAAACUGGGACUUCAUUUAGUGAAAGGAAGAAAGCCCAGGAUGUCAGACAGCUCACCCAAGAAGAGGAGAUGAAGGAAAAACCCUCCAUAAAUAUAAAGAAACCCUACACAGGGCCUGUUGCCCCAUCUUUUCAGCCUCCGGCUAUCCUGGAAACUUCUCCUGCAAUAAAUGGUCUGCAUAUAAGGCACCUAUGCAUCCUUGCCAGAAACCACAUUCCAAAAGGGACAGG